CCCGGCAUCCUUUGCCAGCUCUGCUUUGACAACGAGCCAAUCCGCGUCAUGGCAGCCCGGCACGUGACGUAGAGCAAGUUCCUGCUGUGGCUUGAGGGAAACAGGUCGACAUUCACCCACGGGAGAAUCGCACUUUGCGGCCUGUGGAAGUCUCUUCCCUGAGCGAUGGCCUCACCAGUCUCCAUGCCCAACUCCAACGCCUUAGACGCACACAUCCCCACUACUCCUAGAGACAUUAAGGACAUGGAGUUAUUGUCAGAUGUGUGUCUGCUGGCAGGCGAGGACAGAAUUAUAGAUAAAGACAUCAUCUACAUCUGCCCAUUCAAUGGAGCUGUCAAAGGCAAAGUUUUGAUCACCAACUACAGACUCUACUUCAAGAGCUCAGACCCUGAUGUGUCUGUAACAUUGGAUGUUCCCUUGGGCGCCAUCAGCCGGGUAGAGAAGAUGGGUGGCGCCUCAAGCAGAGGAGAAAACUCCUAUGGCCUGGACAUCACCUGCAAGGACAUGAGGAACCUGAGAUUUGCCUUGAAGCAGGAGGGCCACAGCAGACGGGAUAUUUUUGAGAUCCUCUUCAGAUAUGCCUUUCCACUCUCCCAUGGUAUGCAACUCUUUGCAUAUUUGACUCAGGAGAAGCAUGAGGAGAAUGGCUGGAGUGUGUACAAACCCAUAGAGGAGUUCAGACGGCAGGGCUUACCCAAUAACAAAUGGCGCAUUACGUUCAUCAAUAAGGGCUAUGAUCUGUGUGAUACCUACCCCACUGUCCUGGCUGUGCCCUACAAAAGUAAAGAGGAGGACCUCAAACGAGUGGCUGCCUUCAGGUCCCGAGCUCGCAUCCCGGUUCUGUCCUGGAUUCACAGGGAGAACCAGGCAGUGAUCGUCCGCUGCAGCCAGCCUCUUGUAGGAAUGUCUGGCAAAAGAAACAAAGAUGACGAGCGCUACCUGGACCUCAUCAGGGAGGCGAACGACACCCCCAAGCUCACUAUAUAUGAUGCCAGGCCCAACGUCAACGCAGUGGCCAACAAGGCCACUGGAGGAGGCUAUGAGGGUGAUGAAUACCAAAAUGCGGAGCUCAUCUUCUUGGACAUACAGAAUAUUCAUGUCAUGAGGGAAUCUCUGAAGAAACUCAAGGACAUCGUCUACCCAAACGUUGAGGAUUCACACUGGCUGUCUAGUCUAGAGUCCACGCACUGGCUAGAGCACAUCAAGCUGGUGUUGUCAGGAGCCAUUCAAGUAGCAGACAAGGUUACCAGCGGGAAUUCAGUGGUGGUUCACUGCAGUGACGGCUGGGACCGAACCGCUCAGCUCACCUCCCUGGCCAUGCUGAUGCUGGACAGCCACUACCGCACACUCCGAGGAUUCCAGGUUCUGAUUGAGAAGGAAUGGAUCAGCUUUGGCCACAAGUUUGCUUCAAGGAUAGGUCACGGGGACAAGAACCAUGCAGAUCAGGACAGAUCGCCCAUCUUUGUUCAGUUCAUUGACUGUGUUUGGCAGAUGACUAAGCAGUUUCCUACAGCCUUCGAGUUUAAUGAGCGGCUUCUGCUGACAAUCCUGGAUCAUCUGUACAGCUGUCGCUUUGGGACUUUCCUGUACAACUGUGAGAGUGCACGUGACCAGCACGAGGUGAGACUAAAGACGGUGUCUCUGUGGUCGCUGGUCAACAGUAAGAUAGACAUGUACUUAAACCCAUUCUACACGCCUGAGUCUGGGAGGGUCCUCUACCCUGUGGCCAGCAUGCGUCACCUAGAGCUGUGGGUAACCUACUACAUCCGCUGGAACCCACGCAUACGACAACAGCAACAGAGCCCGGUGGAGCAACGCUACAAGGAGCUGUUGGCGCUCAGAGAUGAGUACUUGAAGAAGCUGGAGGAGCUACAGCUGUCUGACUCCCCUUCCUCCCACCUGGCUAACAGCUCCACCCCUAACACCUCCUCCUCCACCGCCUCCACACCACCACAGCAAUACACACGCCUACACACUCCCUUCUGAGGGCCCAUGCUCUCUCACUGACACAUUCGUUGACUUGCACUUACGUCCUCGUCCCUCUGAGUUCAGGCAGUCUGACGCACAUGCAGGGAAUUAGUUAGUGUUGUGCAAUCCUAACUGUGGAUAACAGGAAUGCUAAUAAGACUUAGAUUCGGUGGUUAACUCUAACAUCAUAGUGGUGAUGAUGAUGAUAAUUUAUGCAAUAUGUCACAGUACAGCCUUGUAACGACUUUUUUUUAUAUACCCACUCUUGCAUACAGUGAAGCCUUAAAGCCAGUCAGUGGCUUUCAGUCCAAGGGCUUGAAUACACAGGACAUGCAGCAUUUGUGUACUGGCGCUGACAGCGGCUGUUUUCACAUUUCUCCCCUCAGCCAUUUGAACGAACGUGUUGUUUUUGAUGUGGAACGCUCCAUUGGCUCGUGCACAGCAAACUGUCAGUCAUAGCUAGCUUUACAUCAUCACGCCAGAUCACCCCUUGUUCCCCACCUGUUAAUAAUCCUUUGGUGCUUAUGUCCGCUUCUGUUUGGUGCUGGACGCUGUAAACUGGGAAACACCCACCAACACCUGCUGUUUUGGAGAUGUUGACCUAACAGUACCAGCACCACAGUUAUUUUUUGCACUAUUUUUCUUGCUUUCAACAAAACUUAAGAAAAAAAUACAUAGUGUGGUUUGUUAAACGAGCUGCCAGCGGUUUUAAUGUUUAAUUAAUUUAAUUAAUUCAAUUAAUUGUGUGUGUUUUGUCCUUUAGAGCCUUUUAAGAGGUGCUGAACCAUUCAGGGGUUUUUUUUUGGCUGAAAUGCAAACACACACUUUCUACUAAAUUGUAAUCCUGUCACACACAUCAACUGCAGGCUGAUACAGUGGCCAAGGUUAAUUAGUCCCACUGUACUAAAAUGUUUGUACUUGUGAGACUCAAGACCCUGGUGGAAUAAAACUGACAAGCAAAACCACACAGUUCCACACAUCAGAAUACUGGAUUACUGUGCCGACCUAUUACAGCCAAUGUCUCCCCACACAACUGCUGAUGUCCUGUGUUUAACCAAUCAAGACGUUGUACAACUCACCUUUUUCCACUUCUUCCUACCUGCUGCGCUGCUGUGGAGUGUUGCCCUCUCCACUGGGGACUCCAGUGCUCCUGCUGCAUAGCUGAUGCAGCCCAGUGUGAGGCUGGAAGCUUGUACAGUGUGUGUUUGUGUCGGAUUCGGAUGGAUUGGUUGUUGAGUUGUUGUUGCUGAUAAUCGCUGAUGAAAGCGAUCACUGUCUCUGUCGCGUACAGUACUGUUUGCCACUGCUGUCAGCUAAGCUCACCUAAGCAGUAUUUCUAGCACUGAGAGCAAAUACAGUUCUAGCCAGUUAGACUUAAUCAUGUAUAAACGUGACAUUGACACUUUGAAUUAUAUUUUUGGUGCUUGAGACAGUAUUGGGAAAUGAAGUGGUGCUGGCCUCUGAUCCUGUACACUGUUGCUCACUAAGCCAAGAACCUGGUAGAGAAGCCAGUUCAGUAAGUAAUUAGAUUAGACUAACUUAAAAACAACCAUACAUUUAGACAUUGCAAAUGCAAGUUAAAUAAAUGAAAAAAAUUCAUGAAUUUAUGAAAAAAAAAUGAAUAUUUUAAAUUAUUGUCAUCACCUCAGUCAAAGGGAAUUUAUUUUAAAAUGAAAAUCACCAGUUGUAGUAGUUGUCAUGCAGCUGGUGUCCCCACAGGAACAGUCUAAGGAUAACAAAUGGACAACAGUGUGCGUGUUGACAGCGGGACUGUGCUGCUGCCGUGUUUGUCCGGUCAGUCUGACAAACGUGUGGGACUCCUGACAAAAGGCUCGAUUACUAUAAACGCUGCAAUAGCUUCCUGUAACACGCUGUCGUCCAUCUGCGGUGCAUUCGGAGUGGUGGCUCUCUGGAUCAUUUCUGUAGAUCAGGUCCUUUAAACGCCGCCUUCACAGCUGAUGCGUUGUCAGACUCUUCCCGAAGCUCCAUUGGCUCACUUUUCCUUUGCAUUAGCUCUUCAAUACUGGCUUUUCUUUAUUGGCUCUGAAGUUAUGAUGACCCAGCCUAGUUCGGGGAAGGUUAUGUUAAAUCUGUUACAUCAGAAAAAAUGUCAAGAAUGGCUUUCUGACUCAACCUGUUUUGUGUAACAUGCCCGAUAACCUACAUGGCCUUUCUGAGGAGGUGCUGUCUUGUUUCUUAAAGGCAAAGCCCCUAAUUUCAAGCUGCCGUUAGUUGGGGCAAAGGAUCAAGUCCAGAAUACUAAGAGAAGCCAGCACAGACUCCUACUUCUAAUACAGCUCUCACAAUCAAUUCAUAUUUUUGGCAAGUACAUAUAUUAUGGCCAAUGAGAUAAAGAAGUCAUUUUGUGAAGCGCAUCAGGUCAUCUUCAGAUUUGUGCCUUGUUUCUUGUGAGACUUGCCUUUGCCUCUUCGGUGAGACACACUCUGGCUGACCAGGGUUUGAAGUCGACUCCUCUGUAGUUUAGGUUCCAAAGAGUUUCAGUAUUGCAUGUUAGGAGGCUGUUUACGGGUUUGUGCCAUUUUUAAACUGGCUUGAGGUGGUGGUCACUGCAUGUGUUCCUCAGGUAGUAACAGAGUUACCGUGGUGGUAAACAUGUCACAAACAUCCCUGUGUUACUGAAUCCAAACCAGAUUUCACUGUCCAACAAUACAGGUUGCACCUUCAAACCUCAGCAUUAAAUGUUACCAUUUGACCAGGCCAGUAUCACUAGGGGCAGCUCAGUGCAGAUGAAUUCUCUAUUUUUCAACAAAAUGCGCUAACUACAAACAUGUCAAUCACAAAAAUGUCACAGAUGUCAUGGUGAGUCACUCUGGGGAGAUCAGAGGCAGUCUGGCUUGUAUGGCGAGGGUUAAUUAACAGGGUCUAACAGAUGGGUAUUGUCAGAUGUAUUGGACAUUCUCGGUGAGGGGUUGGUCUCACUGAAGAGGUGUGGGGUAAACCAGUAAACAGUGGAAAUAAAUGACAGCAGCAUUAAAUGAUAGGGUGGUUGUUUUUAAGGUGAAACAAAUAAAAGUCUAUAUAUUUUUUUUAUUUUUUACUUUGUACAAACAUCCUGAUGUAAUUACCUCAACCAAAACCUAUUUUACUGUCGAAAAGUAAGAUUGUUGUAAAAUACAAUUAUUUUGUGUAGUGUAAAAUCUUACAGUUUUAUAAAAAGAAAAGCAAUGUUGUGUCAGAAACUGUUGGUAUAAAAUGUGGAUUUCAACUCCUUGGUUCAAAUGUUUGUGUUUGAGGGCAUUUUUUGGUUUGUAUUGCUGAACACAUGAUAAUACAGACGCUUCUGGAUCUGGUUGACUUGUCACAAUCCUUGAGAUUUGACUCAUGAUGAUGGAUCUGAGAGUUACCUCCUCACUGUUCAUUUCAAUUUCACUUUCUUAUCAUAGGGGAUUGAGGGGUUUGGAUGAUUAACGUGCCCUGCUUCUUCUCAAAUGCACAUGGAGUGUGUUUUUGGCAUCAUCCGUGGUAUUGGAGUAUAUUUGAAAUGCAUUUCUUUUAGUAAUCAUGUUAUAUCCUCUCCCACAGUUGUUGGUUGGCUCCUGUCAUGUAAAUAUUACUGAUUAAAUUAAUUUAAGUA
Messenger RNA from Betta splendens (Siamese fighting fish), 5563 nucleotides. It is a transcript of the gene mtm1, whose product is annotated as myotubularin 1. Gene Ontology annotation, molecular function: phosphatidylinositol-3,5-bisphosphate 3-phosphatase activity. Bases 166 to 1986 code for a protein of 606 amino acids. NCBI's taxonomy places the organism in Eukaryota, Metazoa, Chordata, Actinopteri, Anabantiformes, Osphronemidae. Gene Ontology annotation, biological process: dephosphorylation; mitochondrion distribution; negative regulation of autophagosome assembly. Gene Ontology annotation, cellular component: plasma membrane. The transcript is spliced from 16 exons. The record is from RefSeq and is a predicted model, not a curated record.